AUGACAAACCAGAAAUUAAAUGAGAGUGUGGUCUGUAAAUUUUGUGAAGGGUACUAUGACUUCGGUAGUGAGCAACCAGUGUGCUCAUCUUGCCAUGCUUUCAUUUAUGAGUUUAGUUUACCACAAAUGACUGAAAAUCGUUUAUUUGAAGAAAAAGAAGCAUCCAAUGACAGUGGAAAUGAAGAACCAGAUAAAGGAUCAGAUUUAUUUGCAGCUGCUUGGAAUUCUCCCACUUCAGAAGUCACUUCACAAGAUCAUGUGCUUGUCAAAUCUCGGCCGUCUUGUGCUCGAAUUUUUCCAGCUACAUGUCCCCUACAACAAUCUCAUGUUACUACAUCCUAUGCAAAUUACCCUGUAAUUGAUUACCUAUCACCUGUUUCCAAUAGGAAGAUCAAAUCUUGUAGUUCAUGUAUGUCUCCGAGCCUUGAGGAUCUUCCAACUGAAAUUUUACUGCGUGUUUUUCUCAUGGUAGAUGACAUAUGCUUGUGGUCUCUACGUCAAGCGUCACCCAGAUGUCGUGCGGUAAUCGAUAGUGAGAUAUCAGAACAACAAUGGGAGUCCUAUGUAUCAUUUCGAUGGCCGCUCUUUAAUCCUAAUUGCCGAGUUGAAAGUUGGAGGCUUCUUUACCUCAAUAUGAUGGAGAGUGUUACUUGUAGAUUUUGUUUAGAACGUUUACGCUUACCAGUUGUAUUCCCAAUCGAAGCUCCAAAAGUUCGAUAUAAACGAAUUAAACAUGAAUUUGAAAACCUAUGUGCUGAUCCACCUUACGGCAUAAAAAUUAUUACUUUAGAUACGGCAACAUAUUCUCACUUUCUGGCUGGAAUCGAAGGUCCACCGCAGUCCCCAUAUCAAGGUGGAUUUUUUCACGUUCUUAUUCUCGUUCCUGAUAGUUAUCCUUUUCGACCACCUGUAAUACGUUUUCUUACACGUAUAUUGCAUCCGAACAUCAGCUUUCAUGGUGAUGUCGGAUUGGAUUCAAUCAGGCAUAACUGGUGUUUAGCAUUGAGUUUAGAGAAGCUUUUAAUUAGUAUUUUAGCCCUUUUAACUGAUCCACAUACACGUGUUUGUAUGGAACCAGUAAUUGGUGCUUUGUAUGAUUGGGAUAAGUAUCAGUUCGAAGAAUUAGCAAAAUUAUGGACGUGGAAAUUCGCUUGUCACGAUUAUUUAUCGGCUGAUUUUGUGUCCGCAAUGGUUCUCCCUGAUUAUAUUGAACAAACUCAUCAACGUCUUAACUGUAAACAAAUAAGAUAA
This is a messenger RNA of Schistosoma guineensis, 1251 nucleotides long. The record is from the annotation of a GenBank genome assembly. Lineage: Eukaryota; Metazoa; Platyhelminthes; Trematoda; Strigeidida; Schistosomatidae.